AUGGCCAGCCAAGAUCCUCGAGCCAAAGGAGCAGAGGACCUACAGUUUGAGAAAUGCCUUGGACGCGGAUACUUCGGAGAGGUCUGGCAAGCGCAGACCAAGAGCGACCACAAAGCCGUCGCGGUAAAGAAGGUCCGUUUGCAGCUGAUUCUCGAGAACCAGCUCCUUGACCAGCUGAAGCGUGAGGUCAACAUUCUGUACUCUUUGCAGCAUCCGCGGAUCGUGAGGUUGUACUUCCACUUUGAGGACAAGUACUUCGUGUACUUGGGCAUGGAGUUCUGCAUCGGUGGGAGCUUGUUCGACAAGCUUCAAAAAGCGGAGAAGUUCACUGGCCAGCGUGCUGCAACUUACUUCCUGCAGACGUGUGAGGCACUGGACUACUUGCACCACCUGCCGGACAAGGUGAUACAUCGGGACAUCAAGCCUGAGAACAUUCUGCUGGAUGCAAAUGACUCCGCCAAGCUAGCUGAUUUCGGUUGGGCAAAUCUCCUGGAGCAGGACAAGCGAAGCACUUUCUGUGGCACACUGGACUAUCUUGCUCCCGAGAUGAUUCGAGGGACUGGCCAUGACGAAAGUGUGGACAUGUGGACGAUGGGAGUUUUGCUUUAUGAGAUGCUAACGGGACAGUCCCCUUUCGGAUCGCAAAGCAAGGAGACGACCUGCAAACGAAUCGUUCAUGUGGAUCUUCUGUUCCCGUCCGACAUGGAUCAAAGUGGCCAGAUACUGAGAGUUCUUCCAGAUCCAGGCAUCAGCCAGACAAGCUCGCUUGCGACAUUCGGACAGAUUCGACGAGCGGGAUUCUACGACAAGGAAAUUAUGAUUCCAAUGCAGUACUGCUAA
Molecule: messenger RNA, 840 nt
Organism: Symbiodinium necroappetens
Lineage: Eukaryota; Dinophyceae; Suessiales; Symbiodiniaceae
Source: the annotation of a GenBank genome assembly